Messenger RNA from Hibiscus syriacus, 1212 nucleotides. Its product is annotated as annexin D1-like. NCBI's taxonomy places the organism in Eukaryota, Viridiplantae, Streptophyta, Magnoliopsida, Malvales, Malvaceae. The record is from RefSeq and is a predicted model, not a curated record. Gene Ontology annotation, cellular component: cytoplasm. Gene Ontology annotation, molecular function: calcium ion binding; calcium-dependent phospholipid binding.
ACGCUGUCCUUAAAUUGAUAUCACCUUCUUGCUUUCGUUUCUCAACAGAUUCAACAAGUAGAGGAAGAAAACAAACAAUGGCGACUCUUACAGUUCCCUCGGCUAUUCCUUCAGUGUCUGAAGACUGUGAGCAACUAAGAAAAGCCUUUUCAGGAUGGGGAACCAACGAGGACUUGAUCAUAGAUAUAUUGGGUCACAGAAAUGCCGAGCAACGGAAUUUGAUCCGAAAAUUUUAUGCUGAAACCUAUGGAGAAGAUCUCCUCAAAUCACUGGACAAGGAACUCACAAGUGACUUUGAGAGGCUGGUUACGCUUUGGACUCUUGAUCCCGCUGAACGCGAUGCACACUUGGCUAAUGAAGCCACCAAGAGGUGGACUUCCAGCAAUCAGGUCCUUAUGGAAAUAGCCUGCACAAGGUCUGCCAACCAACUCCUUCACGCAAGGCAGGCUUAUCAUGCUCGAUAUAAGAAAUCGCUUGAAGAGGAUGUUGCUCAUCAAUCUGGUGAUUUCCGUAAGCUUCUCGUACCUCUUGUGAGUGCAUACAGAUAUGAGGGGGAUGAAGUGAACAUGAGUUUGGCAAAAACUGAGGCCAAGUUUCUCCAUGAGAAAAUUUCAGAGAAAGCUUACAGUGAUGACGAUGUCGUCAGAGUUUUGGGGACGAGAAGCAAGGCCCAGAUCAAUGCAACCUUGAACUACUACAAAAAUGCACACGGAAAAGAUAUAAUUGAGGACUUGGAGGAUGAUCCUAAGGAUGAUUUCCUUGCACUACUAAGGUCCACAGUGAAGUGCCUUGUCUACCCAGAAAAGUAUUUUGAAGAGGUUCUUCGUUCAGCAAUUAACAAACGAGGAACAGAUGAAGGUGCUCUUACAAGAGUUGUUUCCACAAGGGCUGAGUUCGACUUAAAGAUAAUAGCAGAUGAGUACCAGCGAAGGAACAGUGUCCCGCUGACUCGUGCCAUUACCAAGGACACUCGUGGAGACUAUGAAAAAAUGCUUCUGGUACUUGCAGGACAUGAUGAGGCUUGAAUCUGAUAUCAGGAUAUAAUUCUGUUGAAUAAAAGAGUUGUGAUGAUCAAACUCUUGUGGUUUAGUGGUGGCUGUAUUUCAUCUUUCUUUGUGCUACUGUGAGUUUUAUGCUAUUUGAGAUUCUAAGUCUACCUAAAAAUGAUGUUCGAGUAUGUUUUGCAGUUAAUAAAAGAUUCACUUUCAUGGU